Paramecium tetraurelia is the source of this 1146-nucleotide messenger RNA. RefSeq lists its product as uncharacterized. The transcript has a single exon. The record is from RefSeq and is a predicted model, not a curated record. NCBI's taxonomy places the organism in Eukaryota, Ciliophora, Oligohymenophorea, Peniculida, Parameciidae.
AUGAAUUUAAACUCAUCCAUGAAUGAAACAGUUUCAGAAGAAGAAGAUAUAGAAGAGAUAGAAUUUGAGUUUCCAUCAAAUGAUAAAGGAGAGAAAAUUAAUAGUGAGGAAGAAUUGCUUAAUAAAGCAGAAAGAGAGAAUAUAUAAGAAGAUUAUAUUGAAAGCGAUGCUGAGAGAAAAACCGAUGUCAUUAAAACUGAAGAAUUUGAAUAUUAUUAUGAGUACAUUUAUGAAGAAACAAACACUAAAAAUAUUGCAGAAGAAAUCCUUUUAACAUAAGAGGACUCUUAACUUGAUUUUAUGGAAUAAACAGUACAUACAGAUUAAAAUCAAUAAGAAAAAUAGUUACCUCAUAAUGAAAGUGUAUUAAAUAUAUCAGAUUUCAAUAUAAAAUAGGAUUCAUAAUAGAGCGCUGAAGAUCAAAACUUAAACUCUUAAGAUUCGGGUUAAUAAAACGAGAAGUUAAAUUAAACUAUGACAUAUAGUGUUGAAGAAACUGAGGAAAUAGAUAAUUCAUAAAAGUAAGAUGAAGAAUAUUAGAAAAUGGUGGAAGAAGAAGAAGAAAAUCAUUAUAUUAUUGUAGAAGAAGAAGAAAUCAACAUACACCAAGAGAAUUAAGAAUAAUCUUAAACUAUAUAGAAUGAUGUUAUUAAUAGCGAUGAUGAAUAAAUUAUUGCAGACCCAAGAGCACCUGAAUUCAAUAGAAUGAAUUAAACUAUCAAUUAAGAAUAAUAAUAGUCAUAAAAAAUUUACAAUAAUUAAUCAAAAACUUCUUAAUAAUUCUCAAAUUAAAUAUUUAGUCUAUAUUUUGAUUUAGUUUGUUAUAAGGAUCACAAAACUAUUGAAUAGGAAGAUAUGAUUCCGUCAUCUAUAAACAUACCAGAAACAUCUAUCCCCACCUAAAACAUCAAUCCAAUAUUAUUGGUUCAUACUAUAAUAUUGACUUUAAUGCUUAUUUUAGUUUCUAUAAAUGACAAACAAAAUAUAAAAAUAAAAAAAGAACCAAUUCAAGUUACAAGUAUGUCAGAGUUGUCUGAAUUGAAUGAAUAUAUGGCCAUGAUGAUUAAUGGAUUAGAAUAACAAUAUAAUUUGAUAUCAAAAAGUUAAGAGCAAUUAGCAUAUUAAUUAGAACUUUUAGAGUAAUGA